ACAAAAAAUAGAAGUUGAAACAAAUGUUAAUUGGAAAAGCGUAAAAAUUGUAAUUUUUCCAAUUAUAUCGAAAUUUUUUUUAAUGUAUAUGAAUAGCCUAAAGAAGCAAAUGCCUCCCUACCCAAGUUUUGAAAGAAUAAAAUAUACAAAAAAAGAAUUAUUGCAUUUAUCAAAAUCUUCUCUCGCACAAAUUAUUCCUGAUUGUUUUCUUCCUAAUAAUUAUAAUGGAGAAGUUCCUCUGCGAAAUUCAAAGAAAUAUGAUUUAUUUAAACCUAGUUAUCAUAAAAAGUCAUAUGAUUUAAAUCAUGGUGACUACAAUGAAGAUCUGAAUAUAGAUGCAAGGCAUGAGCAUGCUAGAUACAAAGAAAAUAUUAAUGAUAAAUUUAAUGGCCCUUUUAAAGGACGAAAGAUUGCUCAUACCCAUGAAAAUAAUUUUCACAAUGACAAUCAUCCAUACUAUCGAUUUGGGAAUAAAAAUUUUUAUAAACCAAGUGAUAACUUGUACCAAAAAAACCCUAAUGAAAAUAUAAAUAAAAAUGAAACCUUUCAGAAUAAAUCAGAAGAAUAUCUUUUAACAAACUAUGGUAAUAUAUCACACAAUGUUGAUGUUACAUGUGGAAAAAACUUAUACCAGUCAACUUUAAAUAAUAAAGAUGAUAGAGAACAAUAUCCUAAAAAUUAUAAAGAUGAGGUACUUAAAACUGCCCAAAGGCAGGAAGAAACUCUUGAAAAGACAAACCAAGAUUCAUUUUAUGAUGUUGAAAAAACAUAUUCCAAAAAUUAUUCAAAUGAAAGAAAUAAUUUUAAUAAAAGGUAUUAUGGUAAUAAUAGUUCAAAUGAACCAGAAUGGUUUACAGAAGGUCCUUCAACACAUUUAGAAAAAAUUGAAUUACAAGGUUUUGAGGAAAUGCCUAAUAAACCUACGAAUAUCCCUGAUAAAUCUAUAUCUAAAUUAUCUAAUCCUUUACAAAAUCUCCCAGAUAAAUCUAAGAGCGAUGAAUCAAAUUUAAACCACCCAAAAAAAUAUAAUAAUGAUCUCUAUAAGAAGGAAACAAAUGUUAAAAUUGAACAGAAUUUUGAAUUCGGAAGUCCGUUAGAAGACCAAUUAGCAAAUAAAUUCCAAUUCGAAAAAGAUACUCCUGAUUUAAAUGCCAGCGAUGAUUUGCAAAAAGACAUUAAUGCAAUGUUGGGGAUGGGUAAAAAUUUUAGCAGAUUUCAAGCUCUUUUUCAAAAAUCUGUUUCCUCCAAUGCUGAAACAGCCAAUAAGUUACAAUCUCACGACAACAUUCAACCAAUCACUAUCGAGAAAUCUAACCAAGAAAAUAAAAUUUCCGCCAGUAUAUUUAAUAAUUUGUUAAAUUUCUUGCCAAACGAUGACGCCAUCAUCAUGUCCGAUAACCAACACGAUAUGUGGAACCAAUACAAUCAGGCCUCUAGUAUAAGUUUGGGAGAUUUGAUCCCAAAUUGUUCAUCACCUCGCAACGAAAAAAAGGGUAAAGACGUUGACCUAAGGCUAUCAUUUCUGAAUACGCCGCGGUUCGAUUUAACCCCCAUUCAAAUGGAAGAAAAAAGCCUUACACCCUUUGAAAAACUGGUUUUAGCUGUCCAAAAUCAGGAAGUCAACACACAAUUGUCGGUGCGAUCACCUCAAGAUACACAAGAAAUGAUAACGGAAGAAGAUAUACUCAAAGAUUUGGAGCAAUGUAAAAUUGAUGGUGGGAAUGCGAAUAAAAAUAAUCAAUAUAAUCCUGCUUCAUACGGAUUAUUCGAUUUUAAUUUUCAGCAAGGGAUGAACGUUAAAAAGGAAGAUGACACGAGAUUCAACCUAGCACCGCCACUUUUCCUUCCUUCACACGCACCUCCACCUCUCCAUCAUCUCCAAACAUCCUUGGACCCUACGGCUGCUAUUAAAAAUGUUGUGGAUCACUUCUACUCAUGUAAUGGUGGUAACAGGUUUGCCCACCCCCCGCCACCCUCUGCUUUACCUCCGGGAUUUUUAAAUUCUGCCAACCAUGCCUACCGAGUCCGCAUGCUUGCUAUAUCGGCCGCCGCUGCAGCUAUGGCUAACCCACACCCCCUUAGCAAUCCUUUGGCAGCCUUAUUUGCUCCUCCAUCACAUCACUUGCUGGGUCCUCCUAAUCUUCUAGGACCGGGGCAAGGUAGCUUACAAGAGGACAAAGGAGAUCGACAUAAUGAUGCCGCAAAACCUAAGAAUAACCAUAAUUCAAACAAGAGUCUCAUUGAAAAAGCUUCUCCUUUUACUCCCACAGCAGUAUUUCGUCAUAUGGUAUCAAACAAUGUUUUACCCGACAAUAUAAAAUCUAAAAGAAAUGAUUUUGAUUCGAAAACUCAGCAACAAAAUCCCGCGAAUCAAUUAUCAAGCAGCGAAGAACGGCAUAAUAUUAAUAAUUUGAACAAUAUAUUCGGAUUUCCUAAUAAUAUAAUGCCCAACAAAUUUGAUCAGUCACAACCACACGAUGUGAGUGCCUUAUUCAGCAAACCAAAUUUUAACAAUGACAUGACCAAGAAUGCAUCGACGCAUAUGAUGAAUAUGAUUCAACAAAGACAAUUUGCUAUGUUAAAUAUGCUAAGAAGUAUGAACAUAGGGACGUUUUUCCCUAAUAAUAACGAAAUUCCUCAACUUUCUCCUCAACAUAUCGUGAUGCUUCAAAGUCAAUACAUGGCACUGGUCAAUCUAUUACAAAAUUCUAAUCAAUUGUCUCCUCAGCAAUAUACUCUAUUGCAAAAUUAUUUUUCCCAAUUUCAAGCUGCUAUUAUGGCGUCUGGCUUGCAAAGAUAUUUCAUAUCAAACAUACUCAAUAAUUUAAACAAAAAUGUUAACAUGAAAUUUCAACAAGCUGAUCAAAAUUUUCUUGACCCCGUGUCUGGUAUAUCUCAUAACUUCGUCAAAAGUACGUCUAAUAAUGAUAUAUCAACAAAAUCAUGAAACAAUUAUCUUAAAUAUAUAUUUUCCCCAAAAAAACAAUACAAACAUGAUUUGUAUGUUUUUUAAUAAAACGAGAAAGAUUUUACUGGCGAAUUUUUUUAAAAAAAAAUCGUAAUAGUUAAAUUUCUGCAUAAUUGUAAAUAUUUAUAGUGAAUAUUAUAUAUAUAAAUAAUAUAUAAUUGUGAAUUUUAUAUGCAAAUUUUUUUCCCCCAAUAUUUUUUUUUCAUACCCCCCCCCCUAUAUUUAAAUAAAUUUUAAUACAAUAAUAAUAUAUUUAUAUUUAAAAAAAAUUUAUGAACAUUUCAUUACCUUUUAAGAAAAUCAUUGUUUCAUUAUAUAUUUUCGUAUACGUUGCAGAAUAAUGCUUUAACACCCAUUAUUAUUAUAAUAAUUAACAGAUAAGGAGAGAUUUUUUUCCUCAUGAUAACCGAUUGAAAUAUUUAUUUGAAUAAAUUUUAGACUUCCAACACCUCUAAAAAAAGAAAAUAUCACUCCCUAAUGAAAUUUUU
Gordionus sp. m RMFG-2023 is the source of this 3456-nucleotide messenger RNA. RefSeq lists its product as uncharacterized. The record is from RefSeq and is a predicted model, not a curated record. Bases 83 to 2947 code for a protein of 954 amino acids. NCBI's taxonomy places the organism in Eukaryota, Metazoa, Nematomorpha, Gordioida, Chordodea, Parachordodidae. The transcript is spliced from 19 exons.